This is a messenger RNA of Aedes albopictus (Asian tiger mosquito), 16089 nucleotides long. RefSeq names its product la-related protein Larp4B (gene Larp4B). Gene Ontology annotation, biological process: positive regulation of translation. Gene Ontology annotation, cellular component: cytosol; cytoplasmic stress granule. Lineage: Eukaryota; Metazoa; Arthropoda; Insecta; Diptera; Culicidae. The record is from RefSeq and is a predicted model, not a curated record. Bases 1729 to 7569 code for a protein of 1946 amino acids. Gene Ontology annotation, molecular function: mRNA 3'-UTR binding. The transcript has 10 exons.
AUCCACCAGUCACUCCGUCGUAUGGUAGUCGUCGUUUCCCAUCGUUUCCGCCGUCAGUCAGUGUCCUUUGUUGGCUGGAAAAGUACGGUCUAGUCGUGGAAAAUCUCUCGCUGAUUCUGUUGAUGCGCGUUUAUCAGUGUAUCGUAGUGCACUUUUCAUCUCAUUGGACUUUUCUGACCUGAUCCGGGAAGCUGUCGAAUCCGGACAGGAACGGGGCACGGCCGUGCUACUUCCGCCCGAUCUAGGGAUCAGAGGCUGCUUUGACUACGAAAAAGUGCUAAAAUGGCCAUCCGGGGCCAAGGAUUUGCUUCCGUAUGGUAGCACUGCCAAAUGCUCCUACGCGGCAGUCUGUGAGGGUUUGGAAAAGUUUUUUCCCGAUGAAGAAAAUUCCUCCUCGCGGGAUCCCAUAUUUCCACCGACGAGUGUGAAGGGGGAAUAGAAGAAAAUAGGGGAACCGGGGAAUUGUGUUUUUGUGGCGAAGACCCAAAGGAUUUGCGAAGAAGACAAAGGAAUAAAAUGUGAUUUCAAGGGGCUCGGUGUGUGGUACGCGUGGAGCGCGCGCGGGGUGCGAGGCGUACGCGUAGGAAGGAGCAAAAGCUCCCACAAGAAGAAUGAACAGAAAAAUACAUUGUGAAUGCAAAAGAGAGCAACUGGUGUAGUGGGAAAAUUGGAUUUUCCUUCGCACCACGCGGUGCGAGGGGUCGACGUCGGGUCGGGCAGUGCGCGCGGUUGGGGAUAGAUCGUGACGAAGCGACGUCGUCGUCGUCGUCGUCGUUUAUAGAUACAACCGCAGUCACCAGCAAUAGUGUGUCCGUAUUAUUUUUGCUGUCGAACUGAUCGAAAAACCACUCACUGUCACGCGUUCGCGUAGAUUUACAUCGUGUGAUAAUGUACGGCAGAUGGCACGCAACAGGAAGUUGUGCGGUUGGAUGUGGAAGCGCGUCCUGAAAAACAGACGGUUCCUAAUUCGAAAGUAAUAUUGAAUAGUGUGUAGGCGUAAAAGGAGAGUUUUCCAUCCGAUGUGGAAAGAAGUGUGAUAAAUAUUGUGAUACGUAGCUUAGGAAAGGAAAACGGGAAGAUCCGGGUGCUUUUUGGAAAGGAUUGGUAGGCGUUUCACAGCCUAGACUUCGAGAGGUGCUCAAAGUGCGAUAUAUGCUAAUAUGCUCUGUGCAGUUCACUGUGGAGUGAGUUACCUUACCAAAUAGUGUACUAUUUUGAACUGUAACGAUGUAAACACAAAACAUACGUUUACAUGCAACGGUAAGAGUUAGAUCAGAAAAAAAUUGGGACUCCGCAGUGUAACCGAAAAGAGUGACCCCCACCCGCGUGUGCAAAUCGUGUAGGCAUCUACGGCGAAGCUCCCUGAGCAGGAGCGGAAUACAAUGUGACUAAGUCUUGUAAUGCCAGUGAGCGUUGGCGUCUCAUCGUUACAUUUUUGAUGUAAACAGAAAACAUAUGGAAAGUGGAAUGAAGUGGCUGUAUACGAUUGGGGAGCUAAGAUUAUUCAUAUUAAGAAGUGAUCUAAGAAUUAAAUCUAAUGAAGUGAGUCGUGAUUCUCCGGAAGUGAUCAAUACAAGAAGAAAAUUGAACUCCAAUAGAGAGCUACAAUCUGGGAGUGUCGUGAGACCUGUGGUUUGAGUUUUCGAUUCGCGACCGUGUAAGGGAAUCAGAAAGGAAAAUGAGUUUCACUUGUUGAACGGUGCAACGUUCCUGCGUGUACUCGUGGCCAUGCCAAUGCGAAAAUAUCGACCCACAUCGACGACGUCCGCCAGCUGUAGUAGUAGUAGCAGUAGCAACAGCACUAUCACAAAUCUGACCGUUACGAACGUGACACCGACGAUAACGACCCUGGCAGGCGCCACCAGUCUAACUCCUGUGGUACCCCAGCACCAUCAUCAUCAUCAGCUUGCUGUUGCUACUGCCGCCACCGCCGUCGCCGGAACGGCCCCACAACGAGUUGUCCACCAUCAUCACCAUCACGCGGCCAAUUGCAAUCUGAAUCUCAUCACUACCGCCGCCGCAACUGCUGGAGCAUAUCAACCGGUCACUCCGCAGCCUCAGCCGGCACCGUUGCAGCGAACCACGGCUAUCCAUCCGGCACCGCCGCCACCGAUUCUCGAUCCGCUACCGCUCUGUCUCGAUGCCAACGGGACGUAUCUCUGCACCGCCUACAAUCCACGAUGCUACAUCAUACAAAAGUUGACGCCUACGCCAGUUAGCUGCAUAACGUACGAACUGACCCCGGUAGCAGCUCCAUUCACGGCCUUUCCGACCACAAGUUUAGCGAGCUCAGUAGGCUCACCAGCCUGCAUCGAAGAAAUCAUCGAAUAUCCGAAGCCACAUCCGGCAACGGUGGAACUCGUCCAUCAACCACAGCACCAUCAACAACCCCAGCAGCCGUCUCAUCUGCACCAUCAUCCUGCGCCGCAAGCCGUACACUACGUGGAUGCCGCCAGUGCCUCCCAUGUUCUAACACCCACCAGCGGCGGCGGAGGGGGAGCUAUUGUGAACCCUAGUGUCGUAUCGAAUAGCAGCAAUGCAACCGGUAGUGGUGGGCACAAUGAGCUGCUUAGUGUGAUCGAAGCAAUUGGGGCGGGAUCUGGUGGGGGUGGUAGUAGUGCGCCCAGUUCUGGUGGAGCAACUAGUGGGGGUGAAGUGAUACCAAUCAUAGCUUCUAGUGGUACGAAUUUUACUUUUCUAGGCAACAGUAUUGCUACCACCAGUGCUGGUGUAGGCGGUGCCAUAGUUCCUGUAGGAUCCACCGGUUUAUUGAGUGCCGGAACGAUUACCAGUAUGCAACCAGUAGGAUUAGGACCUGUUACCAAAGUACAAAAUAUGCUUCAGCCCACGGCAUUGCAAAUUGCCGCCCCUGUUGCGGGGAAUUUCGCACCCGGUGCAGCCACAGGAGGUUACGUGUUAAUGAAUGGGGAUGCCGGAAAAAUGCCCACAACUGCCGCCGUUUAUCCAGCGGGUGCUGAAGCCAUCAUCACCGGUGGGAUGGCCGGGCUAACCUUGGUUGGGGCACAUCCUUCACAGACGGCACACCUUACCUUGACCCCGACGACAGUUGUCCCCGCGGCGGUGGCCGUUCCUAACGAUUACGCCGUCAUGAAUGGUGGCACCGUCACUAACCAGAGCAACAGCACCAACAAUAACAACACAAACAAUAUCAGUAGUAACAGUAGCAACGUGAUGCUAUCGAACGAACCGGCAGCUGGUGACUACUACGUGGACAGCAACAGUGCUGCUGCCCUCACUUCCUCGUCUACGGUUACCACAAACAAUAACAACAUCAACACUAGCAGCAAUCAGCAGAGCAGUAUAACUGCCAGCAACAGUAACGUUAAUAACAACAUUAGCAGUAAUGUUAGCAGCAGCAGCACACAGACAACAAUGGGCAGCGGCGGCGCAGGUGGUCCCGUUGCUGCUGGCAUUGUCAACAAUAGCGGCGGUAUUGGUGGCCCUGCCGCUCCUACCGCCAACGCCACCACCAGCACCAGUGAUACUAGUAGUACCGAAAACAACGGUAUGCCUUUAGAGCAGCUGAAGCAGCAGCUACAGACGCAGCUCGAUUACUAUUUUUCGAGAGAAAAUCUAGCCAACGACACAUAUCUGAUAUCCCAGAUGGACAACGAUCAGUACGUGCCGAUCUGGACGGUGGCCAACUUCAACCUGGUGAAGAAGCUCACCAAGGACAUCAAGCUCAUCACAGAGGUGCUGCGCGAUUCGCCCAACGUGCAGGUAGACGAAGAGGGCCUCAAGGUGCGACCGAACCACAAACGUUGCAUCGUAAUCCUGCGGGAGAUACCGGACAACACGCCGAUUGAAGAGGUUAAGAACAUUUUCCAAGGUGAAAACUGUCCACGAUUUAUCUCGUGCGAAUUUGCUCACAAUAAUUCCUGGUACAUCACGUUCGAAUCGGACGAGGAUGCCCAACGAGCAUUCCGGUAUCUGCGGGAAGAAAUCAAAGAAUUUCAGGGAAAACCGAUCAUGGCUCGAAUAAAGGCCAAACCGAUGAACAGGAUUCCACUUGCCACGGCAGUUCCGCUGAAGAAUGGCUUCCGAACGACGCCGCCGCCACCGGCUGGUGCAGCGGUGCCUGUUCCGCCGGGUGCUCCCGGUGCUUCUGCAGCCGCUGCUGCUGCCGCCGCCGCAGCUGCAGCAGCGGCCGCCGUUUACGAUCCGACGCAAGGCGCAGCAGCCGUAGCUGCCUAUCCCGGGCAGCAGCGGUACAUCACGGUGCAGCCGAGUCACAGCGCGAUACCUCAGGGAGCGGCCGUGCCGACUUUCAAUGCGCCAGUUCACAUGUUUCCAUUCCAGCAGCAGUUCUAUCCAAGCAUAAUGCAACCAUGGCCAACAGCCCCACCACCGGCUCCAAACUACUACGAUCUAAGCACAUUCGUAGCUAGUAACGGCUUGCAGGUUCCGUUCACAACCGGCGGAGGAAAGCAACAGAAUGGGCGAUUUAGCAUGCAGGGAAACAUGGGUGGACCGCACCGUGGUGGCAAUAUCCGCGGAAAGCGACAACCGAACCCUUCGAUACCAACCGGUAGUAAUGAGCAUCGUUCCGGUGGUGCCAAUACGGGCGGCGGAGGGGGAGGAACGAAUGUUGCGGGUCAGAACCCAGUGACAGCAUCGGCGACCAACGAAAGUCAACCGAAUCAUCGAGUUUCCAAUCAACCAUCGCACUACCACCAGCAACAACAGCAGGGAAAUCAACAGCAGCAGCAAUCCCAGCAGCAACAGCCUCAGCAACAACCUCAAACGCACUACCAGCAGCAAUCCGGCGGAGGUAAAAACUCCUCCCUCUUAGGACAUGGAGGAAAGACCUACCACAAGGAUCCAUCUAUUGUGCCACAUUACCAGCAUUAUCAAUCGCAACAACCACAGCAUUAUGGCAAUCAUCCACAGUCUCAUCACCACCAUCAGCAGCAGCAGGGCGACGAUUCUAGCAAUUCAUCCGGAGCCGUCGGAAUGCGAUCGGGCAACCAAACCGCAAGCGAUCACUAUCAGUCGAACGACGAUAGUAGCGGCUACAGCAGCCUACCGUACAACAGCGGUCGGAAUAAGAAUCUGGAUGGCCAACAGCAGCAGCAACCUUCUGGUCCAUGGGCAUCGAAUCAGUCUCGACGGCACACCCGGCGGAGAAAAGAUGACAUGGACGGAAGCGGCGGCGGAACCAUGUACAGCAGCGGAGGUGGAAGCGUUCGGUCUAACAUGAGCUACAGUAGUAAUAGUAAUAGUCUUAGCAGUAGUAUGAACAACGGUGCAAAUUCCAACGUGAAGGUUAUGAACACAACUAGUCUGAAUCAAAUGAUCCCGGCGUCGGCUGGACCUCCGCAUGGGCGCGGUGCCCGUGGUGGAAAUCCGGAUAACCAGGUUCACAACAAUCCAACGGUUUCGGGAAACGUGAUUGCGUCGAUGGGUGGCGAAGCUGGCGGCGGUGGUAGUCAUCAUCAUCAUCACCAUAGUGGUGGUGGCGGUGGGGGCUAUCAUCCUCAUCAUCAUCAUCGCGGCGCGGGAGUUACCACUGGGUUUCACCAGCAACACCCGCACCAUCACCACCAACAACAGCAGCAUCAGCAUCCGCAGCAGCAGCAACAGUCACACUUGCAGCAAUCGUCCAACAGUAGCAGCAGUGUGGCACAGCAGCAGCAGCAGAAUGCCGCCAGCACCCCCCAAUCGACGCAAUUCGACCUUGAACCAGCUGCAUUUCCACCCCUCCCCGGUCAUGAUGACAGUACCACCAGUAGUUCCACCGGUGGCCGUAACAAACACCAUCAAUCCCGCGAACAGCAUCACCACCAUCACCAGCAGCAGCAGAAUCAUCCGCAAUCCAAUGCAGCCGCUUCCGGUGGUGGUAGCAACCAUGGUUCCUCUAGUGAUCACCCAUCCGGCUAUGCUGGCGGCGGCGGGCCCACCGAUGGUUCCACGUUUCCGCCCGUGGCUACCGCCUGGGGCGAAAGUCGACUAGCCGAUGUUGUUAAAGGUACUGCCGCACUCUCAACGAAUGCCUCAUCGAAAGUAGCAGUAGCAGCGAAAAGCACGACGUCCCCACCGCCACAGCAGCCAUCCCAAAGUAGCACCAGCAACAAUAGUGAGCUUAGUCAAGAAAACUCCACAGCUUCGGCAGCUGCCACUUCAGAAGUGAGCGCAGCCGCCGGACGUGACCAACAGCCUUCAGCCAACACACCGAACGUUUCCUUACAUGGCAACAGUGGCAACAGCAACGAGUCUGGCUCCACGGCCUACAGCGGCAGCAGCAACAAUAACACUAGCAAAGUAAUCAAUAAUCCUCUUCCUGUGAUAAAAUGUACAACCACAAGUACAUCUGCAAGCACCACUGCUGACAAAUCUACAAAGACUGACGAGUCAUUGCUACUGCAGCAAGUUAAUGGCUUGGAUUCAACGGUGGCGGCAAGCCCGGUAUCUACCUUUCGUAAGGCUUCGGCUGACCCAGUGAGCUGCCCUACGACAACCAAUGCUGCUACAAUGACCUCGACUGAGUACGUUACUGCUGCUGCCUCGUCCGGCAGCAGUUCUUCCGGCAAGCACCACUCGUCGUCAUCCUCAUUACUUUCGGUUACUUCUAGUACUGGUACGCCUAACUCCGUGGCUGUGACUUCCGCAUCGACAAUGACCGUACCGGUAUCGGCAACCAAAGCGAACCAGAGCUCCAAUACCAAACACGGCGCUGGCAGCCACAAAAAUCCAAAAUCACCAACUACGCCGACGGUGGCUUCCGUUGCCGCGGCGGCGGUCGUUGCUUCGGCGUCUUCUUCUUCGGCCAGUCUGUCGUCACAUGUUGCUUCCGCUCCGCCUCCUUUCUCCCUGCAAAAUCACCCCCCUUUGGGAGGCGUUCAGGCCAUCGUGCCGGAACCGCCUCAGCCAACUACAACUACUCAGGUACGCCUUAGCUACGCUCAGGUCGCUCAGCAUCUGAAGGAACAGCAGCUGAAAGAGAAGGAACACCAAGACUCUGGCGCCAAAGUGCUGGAAAAGGAAAACUCCAAUCAUGUGCUCGGGGUCAACAGCAGUAGCAGUAGUGGUGGCAGUAGCACCAACACCGGCAGUGGUGUCAGCAGCACCAACAAGAAGAAGGAUGCACCGCCUAGCUCAAGACUCUCCGCAAUAAACUCGUCGCAAUCGCAGCAGCACAGCAAUGACGGAUUCAGGGAACAAAGAGAUACUCGCUUCAACAGUGUCGGCAACGCCAGCAACUCUGCCAAUUCUCGCCAGAACGCCAAAGAUUUCCGCUCCUCGACGACAGGUGGCUCCAACAGCAACAGCAGCAGCAGCGGUGGUGCUAGUAACACAAUCUCUUCUCAGAACGCCAACGCGACCGCCGCCGCCGGAACGGGUGGCAGCACUGCUGGAAACAUAACCACAGCAACCUCCGGAGGUGCUGCCCCGUCCGGCACCAUCACCUCCAGUAGCAGCAAUGGCGGUAGCAAUAGCUUGUUGAAGGCUCCCGCCGGAACUGGUGGCGGCAGAACGGCACCGCGACCGCACCAGCUGAAGGACUAUGUCCAGCCGCAGCACCAGCAGGGACCCCGUAGUCCCAAAUGAUGACGCUUGAUAUGGAUAUAAGCCGCGGAACGGAGAAGGAUGUAGGAAACCGAAGCGUAUAUUCAUAGCUAAGAAAAGCCCGCCGCGUUGUUCACUGUUAGGUUCGUGCGAGGUUUGUGUAGCAUAUAGAGAGGAAAUACGUUGUAGGCGACGGCGAUCGAAUGUCGAUCGGAUCGGUUGAGACGCGAGUCAAGUUGGUUAUUUUUCUUUGUUGAUUUUUGUGUUAGGAUAGAGAAAACAAGAGGGAAAUGAGAGGUAGGUUCGAAAUGGAAUGUGAGAGGGAAUGGGGAGAGGGAACUGACUAUUUUGAAAGUGCAAGCAAAGGAAUAGAAUUUUCCUUUCCGAAUGAAUGCGUGUUCAGUGCCGUUUUGACUGCAAGUUUAGAUCUCAAGUGGAAAGGAAGUCCUAGGAAGGCGAUGGAAGGCAUGGAAUUCAAGUGAUGGAACACGAGGAGAUUGAACUAUCCAGGAGAUUUGGAAGCGCUCAAAUUGACAAAUUCAUGUCUUUCGGGAAAUAGUCGAUCAUUUCGCAUUAACUUUUUCUUCAAUCGCAGUCGAUGCACCCGAUAUGAUACCUGGUAGUUUGUUUUAGUUCGUGUAGUAAGUAUUACUACUUUAGUAGGUUCACGAAAACGCGUAGGAAACCUUCGAAAAUUUCCUUCAACAUUGACAAUUUUUAGUAAGUAAUGGCUUUCGAAAGGCAAGACAUAAAAGGAAUGCGUUAAAAAAAUCGAAUGCCUAGUUGACUUUUCCACCUAAAUUAUAGUUAAAUUCAGUUUACUUUACUUUUUGCGUCGAUCAUAUUCACACAUGCAAGAAAUCGGUUAUGGUAGCUGUUUGUAGGGUUUCCACAAUUAUAUUUUCCAGAAGUUUCCGUUAGAUUCGCAAGCGUUUGAAACACAAAUCAAUGAAAAACUAAAUAUUCUUGCUUUGCCUGUACGUUAGUUUGCCGUUUCGGUUUCCUAAAAUAAUAAGCAUUGUCACGUGUCAAAAUGAAGCUUUGGAAGAAGCUACUGCCGGAUUUAGGUUAUAUUCUACUAUCUCACCUACGCCCCCAACUGCUAGCCGCAAGAUGUAAGUACUGUUACGAGAGAUAAAAAAGAAAUCUGUUUUCCCAAGAAAAAGCUAUGUUAUGACCUAACAAAAACCCACAUCCUAGUCUUCUAUAUUGUUUUAAACGUCCAAACAAGACAGCGAAAAGAGAGGGGGGAAACAGCUGAAUCUGUCGGUUUAUGUCUACUCAAAUGGUCCCUGAACGAUAUUUAUGUAUCUAUUAAGAACUUCUUUAACCGUUAGACUACACAGCACUAUUCAAUAUCCAUUAGUUAUGUACCCGCAACCACAAACAGGUGAACAUUAUCCCUAUGCCCUUAUGACCUUAUAUUUUGUUUGUUAUUUGUUACCUAUUGGUUAGUUAUAAUUUCUCUUAGGACUAUGUAUUUCCAACCUAAUUUUACCACGGUUUUCACAUUACCUACGAUAGUGUCUGUUUUCUGGGUGGAAUCGUCUCUUCUACGAACUACGGUCAAGUCGCCAAUGAUAAGAACGUCGAAUUUCUGUUUUAAACAUUUGAAUAAGGCCUGCAAGAGCAUGUUCAAUCUCGACGAUUUGAACCGCCGAGAGUACGUUAACCUACAUGACUUCUCCACGGAAUUAUGAAUGAAAACCACAGGCUGUACGCUUUAUGGAGCAGCUUUGCACGUCGGAAAAGUCGCACGUCCUUGUAUCCUUCACGAGGGAUGGUCCAUUUUUUUACAAUAAAUAUGCCAAUUACUGUUACAGUGCUGUUAAAUAUCAGGAGUUUCACGUGGCUUUGACAUUUUAAUAUUGCGAAUAUCACGCUUGCCAGUGAUAAUAGUCAUUGGCGGAUGUGUUUUACGAUGAUCAUUUCCAGAUUACUAUUGGUUGGUGAAUCUUAUUCUGCCUAUGAUCGCAUAUCAGUCCCAUAUUUGCUGGAUUUUCUAUCCAUAUGGGACAAUUAUGCGAUCAAAUUGGUAUUGGUAUUGGUAACAUAUUUCUCUUGGAAAUACUUCAAGGAACAUUUCCGAGGAAUCGAAUGGACAUGGUUUGAUGCUUCGUACGGCUUUAUGGCAAGAGAUAUUGUACAUUGUGUUCCGAUUUUGAAUAUUUUACACGUGUUGAUGAAGUUUAGUAGAUGCUGUUAUUUUAAAUACAUACUGCCUUCUCAUGUUGGCUUAAAAUUGGGGUACAAAGUUGGGUUAGAAUUUGUAAAAGAAAAAAAAAACUACUGCAAAUAUUUCAGUUAUUGAGUAGGGUGUGGUCCGAUUUCGGCAGGGGUUGAUUGAUUGAUUUGUCUUUAUUAAAAAGACUUUUAUCCUUCGGCAGGGGUUAUAUUUUGGACAUUUUUUGCUAUAACUCACCUCAUUUUCAGUAGCUAGCCUUCAAUUGACGGAGUUAUAGCGCAAAGUUUCCAAAACAGAAUCUCCGGCCAACAUUGUUCCACCUCCAACACAGCGAACAGUGAGAUUCAUUCAGCAAAUGUUGGCAAAAUAUUAGGAUUUGCUAGAUUAAAUUUUAAUGAAAUUAUUUCCUGAAUCUCAACAAUCAAAAUGAAGCACUUAGAUUUCGUCGGGAAAAAAGUUUGCUGAACGCUUGACUGUGUCAAACUCGUGCCAAUCACCGAAUAAAGCAGUACAUUUUCACCGAACUUCAAUAACAUGUUGUCAAAAUCUAUAAACUCCUUGUCGAAAUUCCCAUUUUUUCUUACCGCAAAAGUUUAGUAAAAAUGUUAACCGAACUUUCUGCAUUUCCGGCUAAAUCAUACCGAGCUCGGUAAUUUUUCAAAACAUGUAACCACAUUGUAUGGUUUUAAGGGUCAAAAAGUAUUGCAACCUCAUAAACAUCCGCCAUAUUGGGAUUUGUGCCGCCAUCUUGGUUUCUCAAAAUCUUCCGUUUUUGAUUUUGGAACGCCUUUAUCGUAGUGAAGACACUCGAAAACCACUAUCCUGUUUAUAACCACAAACUUCUAUUUCUAUUUCAUCAUUCAAACGAUAAAACAAAAGAGUUAGGAUAAAUCAAUUAUUUGCGAAAACAAACAAAAAUACAAAACUACACAUACUACACACACAUUAAAAAGCAAACCGAAGAACAAAAAAACUAAAACAAGAGUACGUUUAUGUGUGUGUGUGCGGUGCACAGAGAAAGGUAAAUAUAAAUAUAGUAAACGCUCUAGUUGUUAUAUAUAUGAAAACAAAUUUGUAAACUAAAGAAACUAAAUCAAGAAAUUAGAUACACACACAAACAAAAAAGAAGAGAAAACAAAUACAAGCGACAAAAAAACGUUAGGAGCAACACACAUAUUAUCAAAUUGUCACACACAAAGUGAAGCGACGAAACGAUGAAAAAGGGGGAAAAUGAGAUGGAAAGAAUGAGAGUGAGAGAGGGAGAGCGAGAGCGAUUUGAAAAGAAUUGUCGAAAAUGUUGUCUGUUGAAAACUAUCCAUUAGGAAUCAAUUAGCGUUUUUUUCCUCUCAAUUUUGUUACUUUUUUCCUUUAUGUUACACAAAAUAAGGCUCUUCUAGUGGUAACUACCUAGUAUUUCCCGUUUUUUUAUUUCCUAUUGUUUUUCGUUUUACUUCAAUUGUGCACAACCAAUUAUUAGCACCACCGCCUACCAUCAUCCUGGAGUCCGAUUUCAUACCUUUUUUUGAUAAAUGCGUGCGUUUUUUUCUCACACAAUGAGCUCUAGUUUUUGUUCCUUUUCUAUCAUUUAAUGUCCUAAUUUGUUUUGCGCCCAAAAGUAAUCGAACAAAAUGUCCAAAAUCUAAUUUCCCGGUUUCUAGAGAACGUCGUUAGAGAACACGAGAGCCAAGCCAAGAGAGCGAAAGCGAAAACGAAGAAUAAUAAAUCCAAGUUUGAACUGCCAAUGCAAAACACAGAGAAAUAGAUUUAAAAACACGAAUCACACCGCGUACGUGAAUGAACAAACUAAUAAAAGAAACAAACAAACAAGAACAAAAAAAAAACUAGUAGCGUUUAGGAAAAAGAAUGAAUAUUUUUACCAUAGUGAUUUGCUGCGAAACGGAGCGAAUUGUUUCUUGGGGUUUCCUGUUUGUCUCACCGGUGGUGAUGGUCACCGCUCGCUCGCUCACACCGCGCCGCGCAGCUCAAUCGUUCCAUUUCGGAACGAUUUCGUGUGGUGGUAGUCGGUGAGCGAGAGAGUGGGACAGCAAGAAAGAAUAGGAAUCGAGAAGAAAAGAGUAAUCGAAAAGGGGCUUUGAAAUUGCGCAGGAAUGUGAGAGAAGGAGAGGUGAUACGCGCGCGCUUGAUCGGAACAACUCACUGAGAAAGUUUUGAUGUGUUGUUUUUGUGUUGCCUCGAGAAAAAAAACUCCGGAUUUGUGUUACCUUUCGAGGCGUAUUUUGCCUUUUUUUUAAACUGAGUGGUUGGUACAACGUCCCCACUCAUUGGUUUUAUUGUGGAAUUUAAUAGGCUACCCAGAGAUAGUGUGCUACUCAUAACUCUUUGUGAGCCGCACAAGCAAGGUGUUUCGGAAACGUUUCAAACCAUUCAAGGGGUUUCAAUGAUGUUUCAAAAUGGUUUUAUGGGGACUCAGAGGGUUUCAGAAGCGUUUUGAUAGGUUUCAGGGGACAUUUAGGGUAUUUAAGGGGAUUUCAGAAGUGUUUCGGAAGUCUCGUAGGUUGAGGGCGGUUCAAGAGCGUUUACAGAAGUUUUAAGGGAAUUUUACGAGAUUACAGUGACGCUUUAAGGGGUUUAAUGCGUUUUGGCAGCGUUUCAAGGUUUUCAGACGGUAAUUCAGGGCGUGUUCAGUGGUGUCGAGGUAAUUGUUUCUUAAAUCUGGUGUUUUAUUUGGUUUCAGAGCAAGUGUUGCACGAGCGUUUCAGGCAGAAUAUGGAGUAGUCUUGGAGCCCAUUUGAACCCACUGCAACCUGUGGAACCGUUCCUGAGACGUCCUUUAACGCUCAUGAAACUCCCUGAAUGCUCCUGAAGCGUUCCUAAAAACCUCUGAAACGCCCAUAAAACCUCUUGAGACCCAAUGAGACGCUCUGAAACAUCUCUAAAAGACCAUAAAAUUUCUUUAAAACAACCUGGAACGCACCUACAACCCUAAUGGAAUGAGAAGUUUUGAAAAAAGAGUGUUUGAUUCAAAAGCCAUGUUUGAAAACAUGGUGUCCGGCCGUUUGGCCGAAUGCCGUUUGGCCGGAAGGGUCGUAUGGCCGAAAUACGAUCAGAAUAAUUCAGAGGCGCGCAGACAAACUCUGGUUAACAUUCUACCGUCAGUGUACCAGUAGCCGCUCGUGUUCCAAUAACCGCUCACCGUCUUGAAAAUGAUGUUUAUUGGCAUACAUAUGUAUGAUUGUCUUCAUCUAUGUAUAAUUCGGCACGCAUAUUUUGAAUAUCCGUGGAAAAAAGAUUGUAUUUUUGCAAGGAACUUCGUUUUCCACGCUCGUGAGCGGCUAUUGGAACUUGAGCGGCUACUGGUACGUUGAGGGUAGUUGCCAAUAUGAUCAUCAAACAUAUUUCCUUUUUUUCAUCAUAGACUAUUCUACUAUUAUCAUAAAUGGAAUGGUUGGCGUUCAUACUGUUCAACUCAAGCGAACUUUUCUAUGCUCCUAAAUAACUAAAUACUGCGAAUAUUUUUGUCAGAUAUUUUUCCUUCUGGCUGUUCUUUUGAGUUAUACUGAUAUUCCUUUUUCGGCCAAACAGCGUUCGAUCAAGCGGCAUUCGACCAAAUGACCCGGAAUAAAAUAAAUAGUUUAUCAUCAUUAGAUUACUGAACGUUAACCCGCUGUUAUCGCUUCAAACGACCUGUCAUAUGUAAGUCUUUAACCUCCCGAUAAAUUUUGUUGGAUCGGCUCUACACCAUUUGACAUAAAAGCCAUUUGGCAUAACGGCAAUUUGUCAUAAUGGUCAUUUGGCAUAACAGGGAUGCACAUUCUUACCAAGAAGGCUGUUCUUCGUAGUAUGCCAACCGGCAGUAUGUCAAAUUGUUGUUAUUCCAAAUGGCCUUUAUGCGAAAUGGCAUUAUGACAAACAGCAUUAUGCCAAAUGGGAUAGAGCCGUCGAAUCUCUCUUGGGACUCUUCCUGAUCUACUUUUAAGAUUUCCCAAUGGGUUACUUCCUGGAAUUUACCCAAAAAUGUUUCUGGGUUUCCUCUAGAGCUUAUUUUGUACCAUUCAGCUUGAUUAUCUCUUGGAAUUAGAUGAGAAAAGUUUUUUUUUAUUAUUUCUUCUGAAGUUGUUUCAAGAGUUCCAGGAAUCGGAACUCAUUAAGGAACUCAUUUUGGCUUUUAUCCAAAAGAUCCUCUUGAAAAUUCUGUAAAAGUUGCUGCUCCAAAAUGUUCCUUCUCCGAGGUUUUCUUCAGAAUUUCCUAUGGAAAUUCUGCUAAGGUUACUUUCUGAAAUCCCUUCCGACAGUCCUCCAGAAGUUGCUUCUGGGAUUCCUCCCAGCAGUUCUAACUGGGUUUCAUCCAAAUUUUUCCUGGGAUUUCAUCAGGAAUUCUGUCUAAGCUUCUUUGAAGAGCUACGUCUUGUAAUUUUUAUAGGACUCGUCCAAAAUUUCUUCAGCAGUUUCAUUUGAUAUUUAUGCAGGAUCUUGAUUUUUUUCAAGAGCUUUUGCUAAAAUCUCGCCUUAAAAAUUUCUCCAGGGUUUGUUUCUUAAAGCGUUUCCUCCAAGAGUUUCUUUCUCCGAAUUCUCAUUCUCCAGGAGUUUAUUGUAGUAAUCCUCCAGAAAUAGCUUCUAGAAAUCUCCCGAGGUUCAUUCUGGGAAUACUCUCAGGACUUCAUGCAGGAGUUUCUUCUAGGAAUAUUCCCGGAGCUCCUUCUGGGAAUGCUUCAGGAGUAUCCUCUGAAAACAUUUCAGAAGUUCUGCUUUCACUUAUGAAUAUCUUUCAGAACUUGUUUCUAGGAUUCCUACAGGAGUUCCUUGUGAGAAUCCAUCAGACGUUCCUUCUAGAAAUCCUCAGAAGUGUCUUCUGGUAAUCCUCCAGGAGUUUCCCGAACUUCUUUUUGGGAAUGCUCCAUGGGUGCCUUCUGAAAAUCCUCCAGAAGUUCCUCGUGGGAAACCUUCAGAACUUCCUUCUGGGAAUCUUACAGAAGUUCUUUUAGAGAACAAAUCGUCCGAAAAUUGAAAAUGUGUAAUUUUUUAAAUCUAAGAAGAGUAUCAAAUUCAGCCAUUAAUUUUCUCACAGUGAAUUGUUUCCGACGAACGUGUUCUAGAAUCGCGAUUUUCCGCGAAACAAACGGUAGUGAGGAAGUGAUACGCAACACACACAGCGGUGCAACUCCGCGCAAAAGAGUGGAAAGACCAGGCCCUAAACCUAUAGUGUUAUAGUAGAGGCGACUAGUAGUGAUGAGAGAGCGUGUGCGUUUGCGCAGGCUACGCAGGAAAACUGACUGCGUUAAGAGAGCUCAGUGAGAGUGUGUGUGUGCAGGAAUUAGGAAACAAAUUAAUAAAUUAUAAUAAAUUACCAAUUGCUAACUAGUUUCUAAGAGACAUUGUUUUUAUUUUGCUAGGAGUUACACAAAUAAUUAUAGUUCCGGGGCGGAAGUGUGAUUUCCCGGCGACGAUAAGUGUGCGAACCUAUCUGCGGGAAACACUUUCGCCAAGGCGGAACAAAACGCGGUGAAGUGAAGUGGGGUUGAACCUAAAGAGGAAACUAUCUUAUUGGUAAAUAAAAUGUGAACACAGAUACACACUGUAAUCAGCCGUAGGUUAGCUUUGUAAAGUAAUAUUUAAAACAAAAUAUCUACAUAAUAACUAAAAAGAUAUAUGAAAGUAUAUACUAAGAUAUAAUUAUUGUAAAUUGAAAGAUUGAACAGUUGCAAACAAAACUCUAGAAAGCAAAGCGACAGGAUGAAAACCUAUGAACGAGCGAAGCGAUAUGAAGAAUUGAUGGAUAAAUAAUGUGAGAUACAGCGUUUUGUCACUGACGGAUUUCCGACCGGUUUGCGACUGUCUAGGAACUCCCCUUCCGAAAAGCAACAACCCAAACCAAGUUCACUCAGCGAAAAACACCGGUUCUGUUUCGUUUUGAAGCUACUUACGAUCGAUGUUCGCUAGAUGUGAUAAUCCUCAGAGUGCAGCUUCAUGUAUGCAAAUGUGAUAUUGUUAUGGCAAUUUGGGACAGCAAUAGGUACCAACAACCUUCCUUUGUGUUUCAGUUUAAGGUUCACCCUUUCGAAACAAACAUCCUACAAAUCUAUCGAAUCUGAUGAUUACAUCACCGCGCAUACACUCACCAAAUAAAUGCCAACACGCGCUCCACCGGUCAGCAGAUAUCGGUCGGUGACAAGAUGGUCUUUAAAGUUUAAAAUUAAAGUAAAUCAAAAAAGUAUAUAAAUUAAAAGUAAAAAAGCAGAUAAGCGUAAAUAAUGAAACAGAAAAAAACAACCCUAUUGAUUUAAACACAUACACACACAAAAACAUUGUUGUAAAGUAAAACUAAAUGAGAAAAAAAAGAUGAAAAAAAUCCAAAAAUAUAGAAAAAUACAAGAAGCAAAAAAGCAACAAAAAGAGACCACAGAAAAAAAAAACAAAAA